Messenger RNA from Caenorhabditis bovis, 4179 nucleotides. The record is from the annotation of a GenBank genome assembly. NCBI's taxonomy places the organism in Eukaryota, Metazoa, Nematoda, Chromadorea, Rhabditida, Rhabditidae.
AUGGAGCACAAGAUUGAUGAACCGAGUGGUUCGCUUGUGUCAAAGUUAAAUGAAGCAACAUUUUUGUCCGAAAAGAUACGUGAUGCUCGAACUGUAAGUAUUGAUUUAGACAAUCAGAGGCAAAAAUAUAGGGAAUGUGCGAGAAAUUUGAAAAAGACCAAUGAAGAAUCUUUGUGGGUUUUCAAUGGGACGACAUUUUUAAAAACUACAAAAGAAAACACAUUGAAAAUUCUAGAACAUGAUGCCAAAACGGUUGAUGAGACAAUUGAAAAAAUCAAAUCUGUCAUAAAAAUGGGAGAUAACGAUAUUAAACAAUUUUUGUAUGCGUGGCUAGGCCGAAAUAAAUUCUCGGCUCCGAAUUAUGAUAUUAAAAGCGAAACAAGAGGGGGAAGAAUGCGAUUCAAAUGUGAGCUUCGGGUCCCAGGAAUGCCGUAUUGUGCGCUUGGAAACUCAACAAAUAAAAAGGACGCUGCGACGAACGCUGCGAUGGAUUUUUGCCAAUAUUUGGUCAGAGAAGGAAAAAUUACACAGAAUCAAAUUCCGUCUUUAACAUCUGCGAGUUUGGAUGGAGCGAACACUUCAUGGCAUGAUCACAGUGGCAAUCAAGAUUCUACGUUUUUCGCAGAAAAUAAUAGUUCUGUAGAAGCUGUAGGGAAUUCAAGUUCUUUUCAAGAAAAUCGAAUAAACCAGAAGCCAAGACUUCCUUGGAAUAAUGCGUAUACUCGCGAAAAUACUACCCAUCAAGAAUAUAUGGCUCAAAAAGCUGAAGAAAUUGCCCAUUCUGAAACAAUUGAUUUGAAAUCUGAAAUUCAUGGAGGAUGGACUAUGGAUAAUAGCAAAAAGGCGCUUCAUGAAUAUGUUCAGAAAAUGAAGCUUCAACCUGUUGUCUACAAUACAACUAUUCGAGAAUCGAAUUUCGUCAAAACAAUGGAAACGACUACGGUCGUUUAUGUGCCGCAGCUUAGAAAAAAUCUUACCGGUAAAGGAAGCGGGUCGAAUAAAAAAGUGUCAGAAGCUGCCUGUGCAAUGAAUCUUGUUCGUCAAAUGUUCCAUUUGAAUAUUAUGCAAGCAUACGGAGGUCCACAAAGAAAGGAUCCUGUCAGUACGUUGCCCGAAAUCGAACUGAAAAUUCCGGAUGAGCUUGCAAAUCGCGUAAAAGAUUAUGUUACCAAUUGUGGAAUCGAUCUUAAAUAUCCCAAUCCAGGAAUUGCUACUGCAGAUUCUCCAGUUUCUAUUCUUGCAGAUCAAAAAUUAUUGCAAUUCCCGGAUUCAGACAUCACUCAAGUGUCCAAUGUUUCUUGGGCUCCACCAAUGCAAAACUGGAAUCCGUGGAGAGCAUCUAAUAUUGACGAACCGCCUCUAGCAUUUAUGACAAUGCAACAAAUUAGCGAAAAAAUUACGGAGAAAGAAAAUGCUAAGCAACAAUCGGAUAUGUUAGAGAAAAGCAUUCAAGCACGACAAGUGUUGCCCGUAUGGCAGUACCAUGAAGAAAUUAUCAAAACUGUGGCGAACAAUCGAGUGACUUUAAUCAAAGGAGAAACAGGUUGCGGAAAAAGUACACAGGUUGCUCAAUUUCUUCUUGACGACUACAUUUCCCGGGGCGUCGGUAGCGAAUUCAACAUUGUGGUGUCCCAGCCUCGUCGUAUAUCUGCAAUUUCGCUAGCUGAGCGAGUCGCUAAUGAAAGAAUCGAAGAGCUUGGGGAAACUGUCGGUUUCAAUGUCAGAUUUGACGGUGUUUCCCCAAGACCAUACGGCUCAAUUAUGUUCUGCACAGUUGGAGUUUUACUACGAAUGAUGGAAAACGGCUUGAGAGGCAUAUCACACAUCGUUAUCGACGAAAUUCAUGAGCGAGAUGUUGACACCGAUUUUGUGCUAAUUGUCCUUCGUGAGAUGAUCAGUGAAUAUAAGGAUCUUCGCGUUAUUCUUAUGUCCGCUACAAUCGAUACCACGCUCUUCACCGAAUUUUUCGGACAAAAUCCAUCAAUUGGAACUUGUCCAGUCAUUAAAAUGCAUGGACGGACGUUUCCAGUGCAAUCGUUUUUCCUCGAAGAUAUUCUAAAUAAUUUGCAAUAUAUGCCCGAUGAGCCUGAUCGUAAAAAGAAGCGAAAUCAGCCAGAUGAAGACGAAGGCGAAGAAGAAGUAGACGAUAAAGGAAAAAAUAUGAAUAUUAUUGAUGAUCCGAACGUGAAUCAAUCAUUGAGAAUUGCCAUGUCGAGAUUAUCAGAAAAGGAAAUUCCAUACGGAGUUAUUGAGGCAAUCUUGUCGGAUAUUGCUAAACGGGGAGUUGAUGGAGCAGUUUUGAUCUUUCUACCGGGAUGGUCCGAUAUUAUGCUUCUUUUCAAUCGUCUCACUGAGCACCCCGAAUUUUCUCAAUCUUCGAAGUAUGAAAUUCUUCCUCUUCAUUCUCAAUUAACGAGUUCCGAGCAGCGAAAAGUUUUCAAUCAUUAUGAAGGAAAACGGAAGAUCAUUUUAUCCACUAAUAUUGCUGAAACGAGUAUUACAAUCGAUGAUGUGGUGUAUGUGAUCGACUCAUGCAAAGCAAAAGAAAGAAUGUACACAUCGAAUAACAAUAUGGUGCACUUCGCAACUGUUUGGGCUUCUAGGACGAACAUUAUUCAACGAAGAGGAAGAGCUGGGCGUGUUCGUGCUGGUUACGCAUUCCAUUUAUGCAGCUCGAAAAGAUUUGAAGCUCUUGAUGAGCACGGAACCGCAGAAAUGUUGAGAAUUCCACUUCAUCAAAUUGCACUGACAAUCAAACUUUUACGAUUGGGAUCGGUGGGAGAUUUUCUUGGAAAAGCUCUCGAACCGCCACCAUAUGAUAUGGUGGUGGAAAGUGAAGCUGUCUUACAAAAUAUGGGUGCAUUUGAUCGCAAUUUGGAACUGACAAGUCUUGGAAAAAUGCUUGCACGAAUGCCAAUUGAGCCAGUUAUCGCGAAAGUAAUGAUUCUUGGAACUGCGUUAGGGUUAUCAUCGGUUAUGUGCGACGUUGCUGCUGCCAUGUCGUUCUCGACACCAUUCGUUCCUCGCGAAAGGCAUCAUACAAGAUUAAAUGGACAACAACGAAAGUUUGGUGGAAACAAGUUCUCCGACCACGUUGCUCUGGUCGCUGUAACCCAAGCGUAUCGUGAAACCAAUGAGCUUGGAUCAAUGGCAGCAGAACACGAAUUCUGCGAACGAUACUCAUUAAGUUAUCCCAUUUUAAAAAUGACCUACGGAGCUCGCAGACAGCUCGUAGAUGUUCUUCGUAAUCAAUGUUGUUUCCCUGAUGAUGUUCUAUACGAUAUUAAAAGUAAUGUAAACCAGAAAGAUAGAGAAUUAGAUUUGAUGAGAAGUCUUCUUGUUAUGGCCCUUUAUCCAAACGUGUGUUAUUUCACUGGUAAACGAAAGGUUUUGACAAUUGAACAAGCUUCCGCGCUUCUCAAUAAAUAUUCGAUAUUGAACCCGAUGAACUCAAGGGAAGAUUUUGGUCUUCCUUCCCCUCUCCUAGUGUUUACUGAGAAAGUUCGUUCACGAUGCAUUUCAUGCAAAGAACUUUCCGUAAUUACUGCUCUCCAACUUCUCGUUUUCGGUUGUAGGAAAGUGGAAUGCAUCGGAGAAAAUCUUGUUCGUCUUGACAAUAUGAUUACACUUCGGAUCGAUGUUGAGACAGCUUCAGCACUCGUUGCUCUUCGUCCUUGCAUUGAGGCAUUUUUAGUGAGAUCUUGCGAAAAUCCGGAAAGCCUUUCUAAUACAAACCCGCAAGAUUCGGAACUGCGCCAAUUAUUAAGAGAUAUUUCAAGUGAAGAGUUUAUGCAAUCCGCGGGUCCAUUGAAAGAUAGCCUUCUCACCGAUAAUGCCCAGAUCGCGGCUAAGCUCAUUCCACCACCAACUCGAGGAUUUAAUGCUAGCGAUUGGUUAUCAGAUGGUGGUGGCAAAAUGCCAAGCCCAAGAAAUCAGAUUCGCCCGGAUCAUCCAUACAACUCGCCAGGACCAUCCAUGACGCAGAGCAAUGAUAAUUUCAUGGGACCGCCGAAUUCAUCUGGAGAUUGGCAUAGAAAUAAUCAACGCGGUGGCGGAUAUGCGAGAGGAGGUCGUGGUGGAUAUCGAGGUGGUUAUAAUAAUAAUGGUACAUUUGGUCGCGGUGGAGGAUACAGAGGAGGUCGGGGAAGAGGUCGAGGGUGGUCCGUUUCGAAUUGGUGA